Messenger RNA from Nymphaea colorata (pocket water lily), 3363 nucleotides. RefSeq names its product probable linoleate 9S-lipoxygenase 5. The record is from RefSeq and is a predicted model, not a curated record. Bases 417 to 3113 code for a protein of 898 amino acids. Gene Ontology annotation, biological process: lipid oxidation. The transcript is spliced from 9 exons. Gene Ontology annotation, molecular function: metal ion binding; protein binding; oxidoreductase activity, acting on single donors with incorporation of molecular oxygen, incorporation of two atoms of oxygen. NCBI's taxonomy places the organism in Eukaryota, Viridiplantae, Streptophyta, Magnoliopsida, Nymphaeales, Nymphaeaceae.
CGAUCUCAGAAUAGUCUCGGAAUAGUACGUGACGAGAGGAAACUCCCGUCGGAAUAGUACAUGACGAGAGAAAAGUCUCGUCUAAGUUGGAAUCGAUAGGGAGGAGCUUCGCCCGCAGUACCGCCGAUCAGUGAUCUCCGAGAGAAAGAUCGGAGACAGAGAGAUAGAAACAGAGAGCCACCACCUUGACCAAUUAAAGUCAGAACCCGGAGAAAAAGAGGGAGGAAGAGCAAUAUCACCUUGACCAUUUAAGGCAUGAAUUGUGAGAAGGUAAGCGAGAGACAGAGAGAGGGAUCCUUUCCCAAGAAGGAGUUGAAGAUUUCUUCUCUCGUGGUGAAGAGGCUGUCGAUCAGGGGAAGUAAUCUCCGAUCAGCUCUCCGUUGGUAGGUGUAUUUAAAGAGCCUCGACGGGGGGAGAUGGGGCAUAUUAAACAGCAAGGGCAGGCAAGCACUUCAUCCAUAGCCAACCACAUAGGGACGGCGUCGGAGACGGAAAGGACGUCGUGCCUUUCGUUUCUCGGAGCCGGAUUGCAGGCGGUGUGCUGCGGAGGAGGGAGCAAGAGAAAGAAGAAGCAGAGGACGAAGAUGAGGAAUAUCAGAGUGGAGGCAGUGGUGGUGCUGCAGAUGAAGAACGUGCUCGAUUUCAACGACAUGCUGGGCCACCGCGUCUCCCUCCAGCUCGUCAGCGCCGUCCAGGCCGAUCCCGAGAACGAAACGCGGCCGAGAGUCGGGGAGCCGGCAUUCUUGGAGGAUUGGCCAAAGCUUCCGGCAGCAGUUGCCGUCCGCGAUACCACAUUCAAGGUGGAGUUUUACUUGGACGAGGAGUUUGGCACGCCCGGAGCAUUCAUCAUCAGGAACCUUCAUAAGAGCGAGUUUUAUCUCAAGACGAUGACGCUCCAGAACGUGCCCGGUAAAGGGAAGGUUCACUUCGCCUGCUACUCCUGGGUCUAUCCUGCCGACAAAUACAAGUACGACCGUGUUUUCUUCGCCAACCAGAGCUAUCUCCCAAGCGAGACGCCAGCCCCAUUGAAGACGUUGAGGGAGACAGAACUGAUGCACCUGAGAGGAGAUGGCAUGGGCGAGCUUCAGAAAUGGGACCGGGUCUACGACUACGCGUUCUAUAAUGACCUCGGCGAUCCGGACAAGGGGGAGGACAAAGCCCGACCCAUUCUUGGUGGGUCCGUGGAGUAUCCGUACCCGCGGAGAGGAAGAACGGGCCGCCCGCCCACUCAGUCUGAUCCAAAAACAGAGAGCAGAUUGUCUGUGUUGAACUGCCUCGACAUUUAUGUUCCACGAGACGAGCGAUUUGGGCAACGGAAAAUGUCCGAUUUUCUUGCAUCUGCUUCGAAAUCCAUAGUGCAGAUCCUGGUUCCUGAAUCGAAAGCCCUUUUUGACAAGACUCCCGACGAGUUCGACACGUUCCAAGAUGUUUUCAAUCUUUAUGAAGGAGGCAUCAAGCUGCCGGAUUCCCCUGCUCUUAACAAAGUUAAGGACAUGAUUCCAUUGGAGAUGAUCAAGGAGCUGGUUCGCAGUGACGGGGAACAGCUCCUCAAGUUCCCCAUGCCUCGAGUGAUUAAGCAUGACAAGAGUGCAUGGAGGACCGAUGAAGAGUUUGCGAGAGAGAUGCUUGCCGGAAUUAAUCCGGUUGUUAUUAGUCUUCUUGAGGAAUUCCCUCCAAAAAGCAAGCUUGAUCCAGCAAUUUAUGGCCCACAAAUAAGCACGAUAACAGCAGAACACAUAGAGAAGUUCCGACAAGGUUUGACAGUUGAAGAGGCCUUGAACAAGCACAGGCUUUUCAUCCUGGAUCACUAUGAUGCAAUCAUGCCUUAUGUUAACCGAAUCAACACCACAGGCAACAAGAUCUAUGCUUCAAGAACGCUGCUCUUCCUCAAGGAUGAUGGCACGUUGACACCCUUGGCUAUUGAGCUCUGCUUGCCAAACCAUGAAGGCCAAGACCAUGGUGCAGUCAGGAAGGUUUAUACUCCAGCAGAUUAUGGGGUUGAAGCCUCUCUCUGGGAUCUUGCAAAAGCGUAUGCUGCUGUUAAUGAUGCAGGACACCAUCAACUGAUAAGUCACUGGCUGAACACACAUGCAACAAUGGAGCCAUUUGUGAUUGCAACCAAUAGGCAAUUGAGCGUGAUGCAUCCGAUCUACAAGCUCCUCCAGCCUCAUCUCCGGGACACCAUGUACAUCAAUGCCGUUGGGAGGCAGAUCCUCCUCAAUGCCGGUGGCGUGAUUGAAAAGACCGUCUUCCCCGCCAGAUAUGCCAUGGAGAUGUCUUCUGUGGUUUACAAGAGCUGGAACUUCACAGAGCAGGGCCUCCCUGCUGAUCUUCUCAAAAGGGGAAUCGCAGUGCAAGAUUCAAGUAAGCCUCAUGGUCUCCGCCUAUUGAUCGAGGACUACCCAUAUGCAGUGGACGGCCUGGAAAUAUGGUUUGCAAUCCGGGACUGGGUCCAUAACUAUUGUUCCAUCUACUACAAAUCAGACCAUGUCAUUCAGUCCGAUACAGAGCUCCAGGCAUGGUGGCAUGAGGUCCGAUACGUUGCACAUGGUGACAAAAAGCACGAACCCUGGUGGCCCAAGAUGCAAAACCUACAUGAGCUCGUCGAGUCAUUGACCACCAUCAUCUGGGUCGCGUCGGCACUUCAUGCUGCGCUCAACUUUGGCCAGUACCCAUAUGCCGGGUUCCUCCCGAACCGACCAACAUUGAGCCGGCGGUUCAUGCCCGAGCCCGGGACGAAGGAAUAUGCCGAGUUGGAAAAGGACCCCGAGUCAGUCUUCUUGAAGACCAUCACUGCCCAGAUGCAAACUCUGCUGGGGAUCUCAGUGAUUGAGAUCUUGUCCAGGCAUUCGUCGGACGAGGUCUACCUUGGCCAGAACAUUGACAAGGAGUGGAGUGGUGAUGAGGAGGCGCUGUUCGCCUUCGGCCAGUUUGGGGACCGACUCGUGGAUAUUGAAAAUUGGAUAAAGCAGAUGAACGGUGAAUCGGAUAAGUGGAAGAAUCGAAACGGACCGGUACAUAUUCCCUACACCCUCCUAUACCCAAACACAUCUGAUUUAUCUGGGGUUGGAGGAUUGACUGGAAAAGGGAUCCCCAACAGUACCUCCAUUUAGACAAUGCAUCCAACUCUACACUUUUUGGUGUGUAAUUUGGUUAAAGGUUAUGUGUCCCUUAAAAACAUGGUUCAUGGCUUCGUGUAUUUAUGAUUGUAUUAUAUUGUAAUAAAGGGUGUGCACAGACCAGCAGAGAAUAGAGCAGAAAGUUUUGCAUUCACUUGUGUUAUUGAUGUAAGUGUUCUCCCAAUUCAAGUGGUCAUUGUAUUUUAGGUUUUCUUUGUCUUCAAUAAAACGAUCAAUUCCAUUA